Molecule: messenger RNA, 948 nt
Organism: Cuscuta campestris
Lineage: Eukaryota; Viridiplantae; Streptophyta; Magnoliopsida; Solanales; Convolvulaceae
Source: the annotation of a GenBank genome assembly
CAUAAUCUCUCCUCCCAAUUCAUACAUUUUCUGCUUUCACUCUUCUCCUCAUCAACUCAAUUCACCGUUUCCGCCAUUUCUCCAUUGUCGUUCAGCCAAGCUCGCUCUAUCUGGGCACAGAGGAAAAGGCCGAUAAGAUCUUCUGAAGACGUAGAAGAUCUGAGGCCUCGGGAAUGAGUGCGUCCAGGUUCAUCAAGUGUGUGACGGUCGGCGAUGGUGCCGUUGGCAAGACAUGCCUCUUGAUUUCCUACACCAGCAACACUUUUCCUACGGAUUACGUUCCCACUGUAUUCGACAAUUUCAGUGCUAAUGUGGUUGUCAAUGGGGCUACAGUAAACCUUGGGUUGUGGGAUACUGCUGGACAGGAAGAUUAUAACAGACUAAGACCACUGAGUUAUCGCGGAGCUGAUGUUUUCAUUUUGGCAUUUUCUCUCAUUAGUAAAGCCAGCUAUGAAAAUGUCUCCAAAAAGUGGAUCCCUGAGUUGAAACAUUAUGCGCCUGGUGUACCAAUAGUUCUUGUAGGAACAAAACUUGAUCUUCGUGAUGAUAAACAAUUCUUUGUAGACCAUCCUGGUGCUGUCCCAAUAACUACUGCUCAGGGGGAGGAGCUCAGGAAAUUGAUUGAUGCCCCAGCCUACAUUGAAUGUAGUUCAAAGUCACAGCAGAAUGUGAAAGGAGUUUUUGAUGCUGCCAUUAAAGUUGUACUCCAACCGCCCAAGCAGAAGAAAAAGAAGGGAAAAUCUCAGAAAGGGUGCUCCAUUUUGUGAUUGACAUAAAUAGGUCCAAGGAUACAGCUUUCAGCUAUAUCUCCCCAUUUCGGUUUUGUAUUCCUUUGUUCCAGGGUGGCGGAGGUCCUUCCUUGUCAGGUGAAACUCCCAAGUCCUAACUGUCUCGAGAGUUAUGGUGUCUAGGCGUAGUAUCUAUGAUGAGUAAAGUUGACUCUUUUAG